This is a messenger RNA of Penicillium samsonianum, 1266 nucleotides long. RefSeq names its product Pyridoxal phosphate-dependent transferase major region subdomain 2. The transcript is spliced from 8 exons. NCBI's taxonomy places the organism in Eukaryota, Fungi, Ascomycota, Eurotiomycetes, Eurotiales, Aspergillaceae. The record is from RefSeq and is a predicted model, not a curated record. Bases 1 to 1266 code for a protein of 421 amino acids. Gene Ontology annotation, molecular function: pyridoxal phosphate binding; transaminase activity. Gene Ontology annotation, biological process: biosynthetic process; amino acid metabolic process.
AUGUUAUCUUUUCGGGGAAGCGAAAAUGUCAGGGAACUAGCUAAGCCCUGGCGCUUUAGUUUAACCCAGACCUAUGACCCCGUGGAGAACUCAACGGGGCUCAUCUCAUUUGGCAUGGCGGAGAAUAAACCAAUGAGGGCAGAGAUAGCCAAAUAUAUCAACGAAAAGGUCGUCUUUACACAAGAUUCUAUCAGCUACCGCUCAAGUGCACCAACAGCCGCAAGAUUACCUGCCGCUGCAGCAGUUCAUUUGAACAAUAUCCUCAAACCACAUGCCCCAAUUGAUCCGGAGGAUAUAUUCGUUGCAGACUCUCCGACCUCUCUUGGUAGUAUGCUGGGAUACAGUCUCGCAGAACCCGAGGAUGGGAUCCUCGUCAGCAGACCUGUAUACGGCCGCUUUGAGCUCGACUACGGCGUUGAAUCUGGCGUUAAAAUGGUCUAUGCUGACACAACUGUGGAAGAGGCAUUCUCUCCUGCUUCUGUGGAAAAGUAUGAGCUAGCUUUCAAGGCUGCCAAGGAACGGGGCAUGAAGAUUCGAGCUGUGCUGCUUGUCAAUCCCCAUAACCCUGUUGGUCGUUGUUACCCAGUCGAGACACUCAAGGCUAUCGCCCGAUUCUGCAACAGGCACAGUCUCCAUCUCAUCAGUGAUGAGGUCUACGCUUCCUGUGUGUUUGAUUCUGGUGACCCCGAGGCUGUGCCGUUUACGUCAAUCCUCUCGCUGGAUCUUACGGGAUUAAUAGAUCCUAAUCUGGUCCAUGUGUUAUAUGGUUUCAGCAAGGACUUUGCUUCCGGAGGCCUUCAUCUUGGGUUCUUGGUGACGCAAAACCAGCAGCUUCGUCAAGCCUGCAAAGCAAUUCUGAGACUCCACGGUGCGUCACAAGCAGCGGUAACAAUUGGCACCGCGAUUCUAGAAGACCAAGCUUUUGUGUCAAGCUUCACAGCCAAAGCAAGACAGAGGCUCGCUUCAGCCUACCAGCUUACAACCUCGGUGCUCAACAAGGAGGGAAUCAACUAUGUCAAGGGCGGAAACGCUGGCUUCUUCGUCUACAUCGACUUGUCACCUUAUCUCCCCCCUGGUGCUGCAAUUUCCCCGCAAAAUCGGGAAUUCGCUCUUGCACAAAGGCUUGUCGAUGCUGGUGUCUUCUUGCAUCCAGGGGAAGAGCAUUCGAGGGAUAUUGGGUGGUUUCGGUUGGUUUUCUCACAGGAAGAAGAGACACUGAAGGAAGGCCUUAACAGAUUGUUGAGUGUUUUAAAGUCGAGUGCAUGA